CAAAAACCAACACAACAUUCACUCUGCGAUUCUCUCCCUCAUUUAAAUCAUCAUCUCCAGGUCUUUUCCCCAAAAAUUUGACGACAUGACUUCCUGUUACCGCCGGUUAGCAGCCACUCCCGCGGCACUGCAAACUCCAUUUCAACUCCCUAAACUGAGACCAGAGCGCCAAAUUUCAUCGUUCCAUUUCUUCAACCCAAAUCAACGGUCAGGAAUCGUUCUGCGGUUAACAGCACGGUCCAGAGUCUCCAGACUCCUGGUGGUAAAAGCGGUAGGGAGAUCGGAUGGCGGAGAUGUGGCGAAGAAGGCGGGAGCGUGCUCUUACUCACUCGAGGAUCGGAGAGUCGUUGAUCGGAGUGUGGAAGAGAUGGAUAGCAGGACGAGAGAGAGAAAUCGGACGGUGGAAGUGGCGAUUGCGGCUACGGCUACGAUGGUGCUGGGAGUAGGGAAUCGCGUGCUUUAUAAACUGGCUCUCGUUCCUCUGAAGCAUUAUCCCUUCUUCCUCGCUCAGCUUGCUACAUUCGGGUAUGUAAUUGUAUACUUUUCCAUAUUGUAUCUUCGGUACCAUGCCGGUAUUGUUACGGAUGAUAUGCUGUCCAUGCCAAAGGCUCCAUUUCUUGCUGUUGGCCUUCUGGAGGCUCUUGCUGCUGCAACUGGGAUGGCUGCUGGAGCAAUUCUUUCCGGGGCAUCCAUUCCUAUUUUGUCUCAGACCUUUCUUGUGUGGCAAAUUCUCCUGUCCAUCAUUUUUCUUGGGAGGAGAUAUAAAGUAAAUCAACUUUUGGGAUGCUUUCUUGUCACUGCUGGUGUAAUCAUCACUGUAGCAAGUGGUUCUGGUGCUGGUAAUUCAUUGAAGGAUGCAGGCAUAUUUUGGAGCCUUUUAAUGAUACUUUCUUUUCUGUUUCAAGCAGCUGACAUGGUGCUAAAGGAAAUAAUCUUUUUGGAUGCUGCUCAGCAAUUAAAGGGUGGUUCAGUAGAUCUAUUUGUUGUAAAUUCCUAUGGAUCUGCUUUUCAGGCACUAUUCAUUUGCCUACUACUACCAUUUUUAUCAAAAUUGUGGGGCAUUCCAUUUAGCCAGCUCUCAAGCUAUCUUAAAGAUGGUGCAGGUUGCUUCUUGAACAUUGGUGGAACUUUAUCAAGUGGUUGUGAUGGUGCCCCACUACUACCUUUGCUGUUUGUUUUUGUCAACAUGGGCUUUAACAUCUCGUUGCUACAUCUCAUUAAGAUAUCCUCUGCUGUGGUAUCUUCACUUGCAUCCACGUUUUCAGGUAUGUCUUUGUUGUUCCCUAUAAUCAAUUUUCAUCUUUUCCUUUUGAUCACCCUAAGGUUCACAUAUUCUUGAAAGAAAGUCUUAUUUCUGUUAAAAACUGCUGAUGCACUGUGGUCUUGUUUGUGCAAAAAAUGACUUCUUCUUUGAGCUAACAAUAAGGAAUGGAUAAUAUCUCUUAAGUUCUAAAUACAGAGUUAUUCUUUAGAAACUAUUUUCUUUUGACUAGUCUAACCAGUCUAACAGGGUGAAGAAGGUACGACCACUCAUCUGAUUGUGCUGUUCUUGUGAUAACAACUUCAUGGGUCCUUGCACAAAAGAACCCAUGUUCAUGCCAUGUUUUUGUUUUUUUUGAUCGGCACCAUGUUCAUGCCAUAUUGUUUUUUCUUUUUGGUUUGUAUUCUGCAUAUUAAUCAAAACUAAAAAGUUGUCUCUGGAUCUAUUGUGACAGUGCCAAUAUCAGUGUAUCUGUUCACAAUGCCACUACCAUACCUUGGAGUCGCAUCCUCCCUUCCACCAGGCUUUGUUGCAGGAGCAAUCAUUCUUGUUAUGGGCUUGUUCUUCUAUGCCUGGACACCAUCAGAUUCUACUGCUGUUGUCAUGCCAUCAUCUUCCAAGUAGAGUGUUGUAGUCACUGAACAGCUAAUUUCCAUUCCCCCAACUGGAAGGUGAUUAUCUUAAUCACCACAAGCGCAAGCUGCACCCUUCAAGCAUUGAGAAUAAAUUAAGAGGAAUGUUGUGUGUAAAUCUGAAAAUUUCCUAACCGUUUCUCAGCAUUUAAGGUUGAGAAGGGACGGAGAGAAAAACAGUCAAAUACAGAAAUGCAGUAGGUGUCGAGAUACAUUUGAGAAAAUUAGGAAAUGCAAGUAUAAG
Rubroshorea leprosula is the source of this 2137-nucleotide messenger RNA. Lineage: Eukaryota; Viridiplantae; Streptophyta; Magnoliopsida; Malvales; Dipterocarpaceae. The record is from the annotation of a GenBank genome assembly.